GGACGGACCACUUGGUGUCACACCAUUUGCUGUCCGACACGCUGAGUAGUGUAAGAACAUAGGCAUUGCUGUAAAUUAGGGUUUUUUCGAAAAACUGUAUUGUGAGAACUUUUGAUGGACUGCAUGGAGCAGAAAGAUACAGAAGCGACGGCGCCGUCAGUUAUCGACCGAUAUUACACGCGAUGGUUCAGAGCUGAUAUGAAGGGGAAACCGUGUGAGGACCAUUGUAUCCUGCAGCAUUCAAACAGACUGUGCGUUAUCACAUUAGCGGAGACUCACCCGAUCCUUCAGGAUGGGCGAACAAUCAAAAGCAUCAAUUACCAGAUCAGUAAUUGCUGCAGUCGGUUGAACAAUAAAGUGUCUGGGAAGUCCAAGCGGGGGGGUCAGUUCCUUACUGAUUUUGCACCUCUGUGUAGGAUAACAUGCACAGAUGAAACUGAAUACACAAUUUACAGCUGCAUCCGGGGCCGUCUUCUCGAGGUCAAUGAGAGUAUUUUAGAAACGCCUUCUCUCUUGCUGAAAAAGCCUUUCACUGAUGGAUACAUCGCCGUCAUCUUGCCGAAGUUCGACGAAAGCAAGAGCAUAACAGCGAAUCUUCUGAGCAGAGAGGAGUUCGAGAGUGUUGUCUCCAAACGCACUGUUGCCCAAUCGCAACCAUCAUGACCGAGCUCCACGUUCUUGCCUUUUUAAGGUUAAAACCGUUCUGGUACUCCUACCACGUUGGAAGACGAAGAACGUUAUCCUGGAAAGAGACACUUGCAUGUUGUCACUUCAAAAGGACUAUUGCGUAUAAUGCAAGCUGUUCCUUUAUACUUAAAUUGUUAUUCAGUUUUUCAGAAAUGAAGGAAGCGUUCGAGUUCUUUUUUUAUUUUAUUUUAUAAUUUGGAAAAAGAGGACAUGACAAAGUAUUUGUUUAAUACCCCAAACUAAUAUUCUGUGUAAAUUAUUUUUCUAGAAUUUCAAUAAACACAAACCGUGAUUUAAGAAAAA
Molecule: messenger RNA, 990 nt
Organism: Cottoperca gobio
Lineage: Eukaryota; Metazoa; Chordata; Actinopteri; Perciformes; Bovichtidae
Gene: abitram
Product: actin binding transcription modulator
Exons: 6
Coding region: 115-663 (182 amino acids)
Biological process (GO): regulation of filopodium assembly; dendrite morphogenesis; regulation of actin filament polymerization
Cellular component (GO): filopodium tip; nucleus; lamellipodium
Molecular function (GO): actin filament binding; actin monomer binding
Source: RefSeq, a predicted model, not a curated record